AAAUGCUACCGCCGGCGCGUGUAAGUGACGACACCCAAGGUUCCAGGGACUGAGCGGUUUUCACCCUUUCACGCAGGGCUUCCACGGCCUCAGGUCCCAAGAAGGCCUCGGAACAAAUCCUAAUCUAGGCUUUGGCCGCUGGAAGCGGCUCCUGACCAGCUUACGCUGUCCGAGAGGCGGCUAAGGAAAGGUGUCGCACCUGGGACGUGCGGGAGAGGCCCUAGGACCUUUUCAAAAAAGAAUGGACAAAACUAUGAAGCUUGCUACAAUGGAAGACACUGUGGAGUACCACCUGUUCCUGAUACCAGAUGAAUCUAGGGACCCCGAAAAACACAAAGAGAUUCUUCAGAAGUAUAUUGAGAGAAUAAUGACCCAGUUUGCACCUAUACUGGCCCCCUAUAUCUGGCAGAAUCAACCUUUUAAUCUUAAAUAUAAACCUGGAAAAGGAGGUGUUCCUGCUCAUAUAUUUGGCAUGACAAAGUUUGGGGAUAAUAUUGAGGAUGAGUGGUUUAUUGUUUAUGUAAUAAAGCAGAUUACGAAGGAAUUUCCAGAGUUAGUGGCAAGGAUUGAAGAUAAUGAUGGUGAAUUCUUGUUAAUAGAAGCUGCCAACUUUCUGCCUAAAUGGUUGGAUCCUGAUAAUAGCACCAAUAGGGUUUUUUUCCACCAUGGGGAGUUGUGUAUUAUUCCUGCACCAAGGAAAUCUGGAGCAGUAUCUUGGCUACCCACCACACCUCCAACAAUUCCACAAGCACUAAAUAUAAUCUCAACACAUCCAGAAAAAAUUUCGGCCUCAGAAUCUGUACAAGGUGCUGUGAAUAGGCGCAUCAGAGGGUACCCAGAAAAGAUUCAGGCCUCCUUUCACCGAGCACACUGCUUCCUUCCAGCUGGCAUCGUAGCAGUGCUAAAGCAGCGGCCCAGAUUGGUGGCUGCAGCAGUCCAGGCAUUUUACCUGCGAGACCCCAUUGACCUGCGAGCCUGUCACAUUUUCAAGACAUUCUUGCCAGAAACACGAGUGAUGACAUUGGUCACAUUCACUAAAUGUUUGUAUGCACAGUUGGUGCAACAAAGGUUUUUGCCAGACCGGCGGAGUGGAUACAGGCUGCCUCCUCCAUCUCAUUCCCAGUACCGAGCCCAUGAACUGGGCAUGAAGUUGGCUCAUGGAUUUGAGAUCUUAUGCUCCAAAUGUAGCCCAUAUUUUUCUGACUGCAAGAAGUCCCCCGUGACUGCCUCACCACUAUGGGCCAGCUUCCUUGAAAGUCUGAAAAAGAAUGAUUACUUUAAGGGACUGAUGGAGGGUUCUGCUCAGUACCAGGAAAGGCUAGAAAUGGCAAAGAACUACUUCGAACUCUCAGUAAACCGGCCUGAAAGUUCUCUUGCUCUGAUCCCCGGUGAAGAAAUCUUAACCUUACUACAGACAAUACCAUUUGAUAUAGAAGAGCUUAAGAAAGAAGAGGCUAAUCUUCCCCCAGAGGAUGAUGACCAGUGGUUAGAUCUCUCACCAGAUCAGCUGGACCAGCUACUGCAGGAAGCUUCUGGCAAAAAAGAAUCAGAGCCCAUUUCCAAGGAGGAGAAGGAACAGAACUAUGACUUAACUCAAGUCUCAGAGAGCAUGAAAGCUUUCAUAUCCAAAGUCUCAACCCACAAGGGAGCAGAGCUGCCUCGAGAACCUUCUGAGGCUCCAAUCACUUUUGAUGCAGAUUCUUUCCUUAAUUAUUUUGAUAAGAUUUUAGGGCCAGGGCCUCAGGAGUCAGACUCUGAUGACCUGGAUGAGGAAGACUUUGAAUGUUUAGACAGUGAUGAUGACUUGGACCUCGAAACUCAAAAGCCUGGUGAAGAGGCUUCUCUGAAAGGAACUCUUGAUAAUCUCAAGUCAUAUAUGGCCCAGAUGGACCAGGAACUGGCACACACCUGCAUUGGCAAAAGUUUCACCACCCGGAAGCAAGUGGAAACUGUAUCCCAGACUACCAAUUCCAAUGAGGAAGAUUCUGAUGCAGAAGAAUCUGUUAUGACACCAGUGGAUGUAGACCUGAACCUCGUUUCCAAUAUAUUGGAAUCCUAUAGCUCCCAAGCUGGGCUGGCAGGACCUGCUUCUAAUCUUCUACAAAGUAUGGGAGUGCAGCUGCCUGACAACACUGAUCGCAGACACACAAGCCAGCCGGCAAAAGAUUAACCAGCACAUCCGCCUUCUCUUUUUUCUUUUUAAAUAAAUAUUGAGUCUGAUUAUGUUCA
Molecule: messenger RNA, 2229 nt
Organism: Carlito syrichta (Philippine tarsier)
Lineage: Eukaryota; Metazoa; Chordata; Mammalia; Primates; Tarsiidae
Gene: ECD
Product: ecdysoneless cell cycle regulator
Exons: 14
Coding region: 242-2170 (642 amino acids)
Cellular component (GO): nucleus
Source: RefSeq, a predicted model, not a curated record